AUGGCGUCAGAAGAAGCCGGAUUCGACAGCCUCGGUCCCAAGGGUCAGGAGGUCGCUGAGGCCCACCGCACCGCCGACUAUUCUAUCGUGCAUCCUGAAACCCGUGCCAACAUUGCCUCCUUCGAUUAUAAAUACGAGUAUUAUCGUCCGAAGCAGCUUCGUGUCAUAAAUAUUUUGGAUGUCCCAGGCAUCUCGCGAUUCAAGAUUUCCGCCGAGCUUGCAAGCAAGUACCUGUCGUUUGCCAGCAAGGCUGACUUCAUCUCUUAUGCCGAAAACAUCCUCCCAGGUAUCGUGGGACCUGCCAUCGACGUGUUGGCGUCGGAUAACUGGGUAGAAAAGAUCAGAGAGUACGACGGCACUUCUUUCGCCUGGGGGGCGAAUGGUGACAACGAAGAACUAAACAAAAAUCUUUCAGAACUCGAAUCGCUGGGCUUGCUUCUCAGCGCAUUCUGUGACACCAAACGCGGUCAAUCCACACUAGACCUUAUCUACGUCUACAUGUACGACAAUUCGGUUCGCCGUUUGCUCAAUACUUUCGCUACCCUUACCACCAAACCGAAGCUGCUACCAUCCAUUCGAAAGGGCUUCAUGGGAGUUCUGGCCGGGCUUCGCAUAGAAAUAUUUAUCCUUGCUCACGCCGUUCAGAUCCUUCUCUUUGCCCCCUUGCAGGAGCGUGGGGAUAUGCCAUACACAUCCACAGACUCAUACCCGCGUCGCUUUCCACUUGGAUAUCCGAAGCCGGGCCCCGAUGAUGUCAAGGUCUGUGGCAAGUAUAGUCUCGAUGGCCUCUACCGAGCUCCCCUUCUUAUGUUCUUCCACCUCCAGCAGCAGCCAGGCAAAGGAGCAGAUGCCCAUAUCUCUCAGGGUUCAGAGGUUUGGUUAGGAUAUACCACGGUUCGCUCCUACUAUCCCUGGCAUGGCGCUCUCAACCCACCAUCAUUGGAACGGUUUGCAUUUAGAAGCUCCCUCGAGAAAUACAACUUCGCAUUGUCGAACUUGCAACUUUACACAAGGUGA
Fusarium fujikuroi IMI 58289 is the source of this 1017-nucleotide messenger RNA. RefSeq lists its product as uncharacterized. The transcript has a single exon. The record is from RefSeq and is a predicted model, not a curated record. Lineage: Eukaryota; Fungi; Ascomycota; Sordariomycetes; Hypocreales; Nectriaceae. Bases 1 to 1017 code for a protein of 338 amino acids.